Spirodela intermedia is the source of this 6878-nucleotide messenger RNA. The record is from the annotation of a GenBank genome assembly. Lineage: Eukaryota; Viridiplantae; Streptophyta; Magnoliopsida; Alismatales; Araceae.
AUGUUCACACCGCAGCCGCAGAGGAGAGGGUGGUCCCUCACGCCGAGGGCUGCCGAGAAGAAUGGGUCGACGCCUUCCCAGGGCAGGAGUGCUGGAGGAGGGUUCAUGGGGAAGGGAAAGGGCGUCGCCAUCUCCGAGGCGCCGCCACCGCCGCGGGCUUCUCUGGACGAAAAUGGAACUGAAGUGUCCGAGGAGGGUCGCGAUGCGGCUGUUUGGAAAAGGUUCCAGGAGGCGGGUUUGCUAGAUCAAGCGUCGUUGGAGAAGAAGGACCGGGAAGCGCUAAUUCAAAGAAUUUCCAAGCUGGAGACCGAGGUCAGUGGAAGCAAAAAAAACAAGCGUAACCGUUCACUUUUCUUUACCUCUUGGUUUAUCGGCCAUGUUUUGCUAGUUACGUAUAGUCGGCUUCGUAGUGUUACGAGACUCUUGCUCGCGGAUAAUCAUUAUUGUUAUUCAAUCAAUCUGAAAGAACGACUCCAUCAGUCGUGUUUCUGCUGGCAGUCCUGGAAGAACUUGCAGCUUUAGCAUCAUGUCAUACAAAGUUAUGUUCGUAAUCGUGUUUUUUGGUUUGCUGUUUGCGGUGAAUUGGGUAAUUUCCAGUGGCAUGGUGAACUCACAGAACAAUAAGAUCUAAGUUAUGGAGAUCCUGGAUAUGGAUUAUCUUGGAGUGUAAAUCCAAAUACUUUUUUGCAACAGAAAGGCUCAUACAGCAUUACUUCUUUAUUCCUCGCUAGUUCAUUGAUUUUCUUUGAGGAAAACAUAGUAUAGAGAAAGGAAUUAUCAUGAAAACCUCGUCAUUCAAUGAAGUAGUGGAUGCUAGUUCCAGGUUUGAAGUAGAGAAUUUGAGAGUGUAUGCUUGAUCUCUGAGGUUUUCUCCGUAGAUUAACUUUCCCUUUUAGUGCGUAUAAUGUCGAAGUCUUUACCCAAUGACAGAGCGUUGUGCCUUGGAACUUAAUGUUCCUGUGCUACUGAUAUUGGUUUCUUAAGUAUGAAUGGAUGUGGUGCAAUGUUAUUAAUGAACAGAUGUUUCCCAUUUUGUGGCCAUCUUUUUUGUCCUCGUUGAGUAGACUCCGUAUUAGUAGCUCUGACAUGUUUUAAGAGGAAGAUCGGUGUGUCGAAAUGCCAAGGUAUUUUUUUACCGUAUUAAGAGCACAAUAGAGUGUAGUGAAUGUGACUGCGAUGAUCAUGAACCCACACGCUGGGUUAUAGAUGCAGAUUGAUGGUCUUCUCCCAUCAGGCUGUCAUCUGUUUGCUUCAUUGAGGAGAUAGAAAAUAGCAGUUUAUGCUUCACUUCUCAAAUUUCGUAUCCCUUCAAAUAUGUUGUUCAAUAUUCGAGUAUUAGCGUUUAGAUCUAUUUACUAUGAUGGUAAUUUUUUUUUCCAAAUGUCAAUGAUUAAGGUUCACCUCAAUAUUUUCGUGAAAUAUGUCUAAGCAACUGAUUCAUGAUUGCUUCAUUCUGGAGCUGUUUUCUCUUGCUGUUAAACAAACAGUUCUAAUCCUUCAUCAAACACCUCCCCCCUCCUGUCUUGAGUGAAAACUUAGAUGAACCAUUUGCUGAAGGUAUUUUCUUAUCUGGUACCCCAUAUUUAUCUUUCUAUGAAGGCUUCCCAGUGGAAAUUAUGGAAGCAGUGAUGUAAUUUUGCCCACAUCAUCUGCUGAAGCAAAAAAUAGUUCAUUUUACGGAUGGUAUAGGGACAGAUUAGGCAACUAGAUUACAUUUGAGCUACAUUCUUUGUGUUUACAUAUUGGACGUAGUGGAAAACAUAGCGAAGAUUAAUUUUUAAUUUCGUGAAAUAUUACCAAUUUGUGUGUGUUGUUUAUUUUGAUUGAUCCAUUGUCUGAUUCCUUUUUUUCAUUUCCCCAGGUUUAAAGAUUGCAUGAUAGUGAUUAGCAUUUAUUUUUUUGGUUGACCCUUGAUUUAGAUGCUUAUAAUUAAAUUGGGUUUUGACGCUCUUGCUUUCUUUCUGGGUUUUGACAGCUCUACGAAUACCAAUAUAACAUGGGGCUGCUUCUGAUUGAGAAAAAGGAAUGGACAUCCAAGUAUGAAGAUUUAAGGCAGGGCCUAGCUGAAACUGGGGAGAUUCUGAAGAGAGAGCAAACUGCACACAUGAUUGCCUUAUCCGAAGUACAGAAGCGGGAGGACAAUUUGAAUCGUGCCUUAGGGGUUGAGAAGCAAUGCGUCAGUGAUGUAUGCCACCAACUGCAUCGCAUAUCAUUUUUCAGAUAUAUAUAUAUGUAUAUGUGUGUGUGUGUGUGUGUGCGCGCGCGCGCACGUUUAUGUAGGCUUGCAUUUUAAGUGUUUUCUGCUCUUACUGCUUGUUUUCUAUGACAAUAAAUUAUGUUUCCAGCCUCUCUAUCCGAUAACUUCUAUCAAUGCUGGUUUACGUACCUUUUAAUAUAGUCUUAACACUGGAAUAUAUUGAAUCAUUUAUCUAAUCCGUUCGUUUAAGUUUCAGUGACUGAAAUGUGUAUCAUAUAUAAGCUAAAUUUUUAUUCUAGCUUGCUCAUUUUCAUGAAACCUUUUUUUUUUUGGCUUUAGAUUACUAGCGAUCUGUUCAUCCACUAAUAACUCGCCAUUGAUUUCGUGUAAUCUUUUUGGAAUCACUUAUUGCUUGAUUUGCAAGGUGAUCCCCGUUUGUUCUAUGCUUGAGAUAGAUGUUUAGACCCAAUGACGGCUUUGCAUGUGUUUUUUUCCUCGACUACUUUUCAAGAGUAAAUAUUCCGAGUAUGUUAAUCAAUCUUUCACGGUUUCUUCUUGCCAUAGUGGUUGAUUGAAUACGCCUUGCACUAAGAACGAAAGAUGAUAAGGACGUCUUUAUCCUCUUUGUUUCUGGGGUUAUGUUAGUCAAAUGCCUAUCUGCAGUUGAAUGAUCUGUACUAUUUUACCUAAACGAUGGUACAAUGUCUUUUUCUUCCCGGACCAUAUAUAUAUAUAUAUAUAUAUAUAUGGGUCAAAUUUUAUGUUCCAUGUGUGAUGCUUGGAAUAUAAUCUUCCUAUCCCAGUGUUACUCACCGGAAAUGAUUAUUGGUGCAGCUUGAGAAAGCAUUGAGUGAGAUGCGUGGAGAGUGUGCAAAAGUCAAAUUCACUUCUGAUCAGAAGCUGGCUGAGGCUCAUGGAAUGAUGACCAGUAUUGAAGAGAAGUCCCUGGAGGUUGAUGCGAAAUUACGGGCUGCUGAUGCUAAGUUUGCAGAAGCCAGUAGGAAGAGCUCCGAGAUAGAGAGGAAGUUGCUGGAUGUGACUACUCGAGAAAGUAUAGCCCAGAGGGAGCUUGCAAGCCUCAAUGCCGAGUAUGUCAACUGUUUUGACCAUUUUCAUGCUCCAAGUUGUCAUGGUUUUUAAAUUAUUCUGCAGAUUUUUUUCAAUGAUUUCCUCUGAGGUGUCUGUGGUUGCUUUUGUCAGGAAGCAGCUCAUGAAGGAGGAUCUUGAUCGCCAAAGGGAAGACUUGCGAACGUGGGAGAAAAACCUGCGAGAGGGUCAGGAGAGGCUCGUUGCAAGUCAAAGUCUUCUGAACCAGAGAGAGAAGAGAUCAAAUGAACAUGACGUGGCUCUGAAGAAGAAGGAAAAAGAACUCGAAGCAAUGAGAGAAACGAUUGAGAGAAGCAAUCUCUUGCUGAAGGAGAAGGAGGACGAUAUGAGUUCGAGACUGAGCGCAUUAGCUGCUAGAGAGAAGGUUUUGGUUUUUGCUUAAUAAUUCUACUUGUUAACGGCUAAUUUUGGUUAUCUUGCUCUACAUGUUCUUAUCUUUUUUCUGUGGCCAGGAAAUCGACAUCAAGAUGGAGGACUUGGAGAAAAAAGAGAAGGAUCUGAUUGCCCUUGAAGAUCAGCUUAAUGCCCGGGAAAAAGUAAGUGCCUUGCUCUGAAGGUGCAUCAUCAUUAAAUAACUUCUCUUAACAUAUUCCUCUGUAUACAAAAUUCUGCAGAUAUACAGCGAUCCUUGAAUCUUUUCUCUGUUUUCCUUGUACUCUUCUUCUGGGCUAGCUAGCUUUCUGCAGUGAAUUCUCUGCAACAUUUAUUUUCCACCAUUGACAACAUUCUGCAGAUAUACAGCGAUCCUUUGAAUCUUGUGUUGUCUUAAAUCCUUGUAGUCUGAUUCUGGGCUAGCUAGCUUUCUGCAAUGAAUUUCUCUGCAACAUACUAUUUUCCCUUUUAUGGGCUGUCUUUCCCUGUGAUGACGGUGGCAUUUCCUCUGUUGUGUUGUGUGAUUUCAGGUUGAAAUGCAGAAGCUUCUUGAUGACCAUGCUGCUUCUCUGGAUUCCAAGAAGCAUGAAUUUGAGCUGGAAAUGGAGAAGAGGAGGAGCCUGGUGGACGAGGAGCUGAAGGAGAAGCUCGACUCCGUUGAGAAAAAGGCCAAGGAAGUAAGCAUGAAGGAGGAAAAAGUUGCGAAGAGGGAGCAGACCGUGGAGAAGAAGACAGAGAAGUUGAAAGAGGAGAAAGCCGACCUCGAUGUGAAAUCCAAGGCUCUGAAGAAAUGGGAGGCCGCCAUCAAAGCCGAUGAGAAGAAUCUUGACAAGCAGAGUAAACAGCUUGCUGAAGACACCCAGCAGCUCCUGCUGUCUAAAUCCGAGCUGGAGGCUGAGAAGGCUGCGGUGGAUGAAGAAAAGCAGAGUAUUUUGACUGAGAAGGAAAAUCUGAAGGUGACCGAGGCCGAGCGGGAAGAACAUACUCUGUUGCAGGCGAGGCUGAAGCAGGAGAUCGACGAGUACAUAGCACUCAAAGGGUCUCUGGAAAACGAGCGAGAAGAUCUGAGGCAGGAGAGGGAGAGAUUUGAGAAAGAAUGGGACGUUCUGGAUGAGAAGAGGGCCAGUAUGGCAGCAGAUCUAAAGCAGUUUAACGACGAGAGAAUGUUUUUUGAAAAAUGGAGGGUCGUGGAGGAAGAAAGACUGAGUAACGAGCAUCAGGCGGCCAGGGAUCUCGUCCAGAAGGACCUCGACGAUCUCAAUCUGAAGAAGGAAGAUUUCGAGAGAACCAUAUUGCACGAGAGAUCAGAGCUUCGUGAAAUGCUCGAGAAGGAGCAGGCAGAUGCAGCACGAGCACUCGAUCUCCAGAAGCACGAACUCGAGAUUAACAUGCAGAACAAGUUCGGCGAGAUGGAAGAAGACUUCCGUAGGAAGGUGGCGGCGUUCGAAGCGGAGAGGGAGAAAGAGCUGGAAAACAUCCGGUUGCUGAGAGAGAACGUCGUCUCGGAGAUGCAGAAGCUGAGUGCAGAGCAGAGGAGGUUCGACAGGGAGAAGCAGGAACUUAACGAACAGGGUAGGAAGCUUGAAGAAGAACGGGCCGAGAUAAGAAACGACGUCGAGGCGCUACACGCCCUCAGCAAGAGCCUGAAGUCUCAGAGAGAAGACUUUGUCAGAGAGAGAGAUAAUUUCCUCGCUCUCGUGGAGGAAUAUAAGGCCCGCAAGGACAGCGGAGCAGCAAUCACCGAGUUUGCCCCUAGUGAGAUCGAAGACCCGGGGAGUCUUCUGUUGCCGAGCCUCGCCGAAGGGUACCUGGACGAGCGAUUGAAGGGUAAGAAGGCCGAAGCAUCGUCCCCGCCUGCUGGAAGCUCUCCAUCUGCUACGUCUGGUGGCCGGAUGUCCUGGCUCCGCUCCUGCACGAAGAUAUUCAGCUUCUCCCCUGUGAAAAGAAUCGAAGAUGAGGCGGGUUCCUCCCAUGAGGCAGCAGCGCCACCAUCGAAGGUUGAAGAUGAGGCCGAGCCAUCUGAUGCCGAAAGGGUCGAGUCCGAAGGUCAGGUUAGGAUGGAGGAGGAAGCGCUCGAGGAGUUGGAUGGGGCUGGGAAGGAACCAGAACCAUCUCUUCUGAGGGAUGAAGCUGAUGGCGGCAGGAAGGAGGCAGAAAGUGAGGCUGUGAUUCUUCCUGUUGGUGGGCAAGAGGAGGUGCAGGUGAAACCCCAUCGUGUGACCAAACGGAAGGUGGGGAGGCCUGCGAAGAAGGGGAGGCCGGCGAUGAAGAAGACGCGCUCUGUUCAGGCUGUGGUUGAAGACGCAAAGGCCUCACUGAAGGAAGCCUCCUCCGACAGAGCAGGGCCGUCGAAUGGGGAUGUGAACGAUGAUGGUACUGCCCUCCAUGAUAUUGAUGAGAGCCAGGGAGACUCUGUGCACACUGACGGCAGGGCCAAUGUCGGGCAGAAGAGGCGUCUCCAUCAGACCUCUGAGACCACGGUGGGCGAGCCAGAUGGGGAAGGGAGCGAGGCCCGCUCUGAGAGCAUUUCUCUUGAUGGGCGACGCAAGAGGCGUCAGAUGGCUGUGCCCGAAGCUCAAACACCAGGGGACAAACGCUACAACUUCAGGCGAUCUACAGUGUAAGUUCUGAUGAUCUCUGUGGGUAAAAACAUCUUCUUUUGCUCUUCAAUCCUCCGAUGACCCUAAAUUGUUGGCGUUCUGUGGUGAUGCUGCUUGCUGCAGCGCAAACACGGUCGCAUCGACUCAGGCAGUGCUGGGUACCAAGGUGGUGGCGGCUCGGCCUCUGUCCCUCGAUGGCGAGGUCUCCAGGGGGGAAUCUGAGAAGGAAGGGACCGACAAGAGCCAGUCUCAGAAGCCCGUUUCGGUAAUCACAUCAAAAUCUUCAGUCAAUGCUCGCUGAUUUCAUCAAAUUGUCAUUUUGUUAAUUGGGUUUUAUGCGGAGAGGAGCUUCUUCUGACGGGCAAGCGACUACGUGUGAGAUCCAGAGCAGGGAAUUCUACGAGGAGAUUCAGGAGGAGGCAGCGGCGGUGGAGGAGGAGGACGUCGGGGAGGAGGUCACCGGUAUGCUGGUGGAGGGCGGCAGUGAGGAGCUCGGCACUGCCAGCUCCUCCUCUGAUGAGGUGGGGAGCUCCGACUCUGAGGAGGGCCACGGCGGUGACGCCUCAAUCCGCCGCCGGCUGUGGAAGUUCUUCACCUCAUGA